Molecule: messenger RNA, 552 nt
Organism: Pseudocercospora fijiensis CIRAD86
Lineage: Eukaryota; Fungi; Ascomycota; Dothideomycetes; Mycosphaerellales; Mycosphaerellaceae
Exons: 1
Coding region: 1-552 (183 amino acids)
Source: RefSeq, a predicted model, not a curated record
AUGUCGAACCACAUCCACCCCACCACUAUCGACGCUCGCAUCCAAGCACUGCCUCAAGAGCUGCAAGACAUGAUCCUUAAGUGGACCCUCGCCGAGACGAUGCCCGGUCCCGAGACCGAGAUCAACCGCUUCUAUCAGACACCAUGGCAGCUCCAAUUCAACAGAACCUCACGCAGAGACUUGGCCAGGAACUACUUUGCAUCAAGCAAGUUUCGUUUCGACAUCUGCCUGUGCUUCGCUAUCAGUGAAACUUGGUUUCCCAGAUGGAGGAACGCACAGACUCGAGCUCAUCUGGACAAGAUCACGACCAUACAGGUUCGCUUCAACCCUCGCUGUGAGAGGCUCCAGCUCGUUGUCAAGCUGUUGGGAGUUGCCAGGGUAUACAAAAGGCUCCUGGAAACAAUGGUCGUGAGAUUGAAGGUUUUAUUGGGUUCCCGUCAUGCAGCUGCAGUCGAGAUCAGUGUGCAUCUGGAUGCUGGAGGUGGAGAGGAAGAUAUUGUCUGGGCGAAUAAGGCGAGUCUGAAAAAGCUAUUUCCUUCCGAAUUAUCAUGA